CAACAACUCAGCAUCCACUCGACUCUUAUUGUUGUUCCAACUUGUAUAGGUUUGCGAGGCACUGGUGUCUAAGAUCCUAGCACGAGGACCUGGUAACGUUACGGCCUAGAGAAUUGGAACGAAACAAUAAAGAACAGCUCACCAUCCAUUUCCCAAAGUCACCCGUGCAUUCCCCCUUCUCUCAUCACUUUGCAACCGCCAUAAGCAAGUUUCAUUGGUGAUAUUAAUCAUCGCUUCGUCCAAUCGACCGUAUCUUAGCAUCAAACAUGGGAGAAGAGGAGGAUCAAUAUGAGGGACCAUCCUUCGACCUGAACAAUAUCCCAUUCAACGUUUCAGAAAACUAUGAUGUGCACAGUAUAGUCGGAGAAGGAGCUUAUGGAGUCGUUGUUGGUGCAGUGCACAUAGCCAGCGACACCAAAGUUGCCAUCAAGCGGAUCACUCCGUUCGACCAUGCCAUGUUCUGUCAGAGAACGUUGCGGGAGAUCAGGCUCCUGAGGCAUUUCAGACACGAGAACAUCAUUUCUAUCCUCGAUAUAAUCCCUCCCAUGUCCUACGAGUCAUUCACAGAAGUCUACCUAGUCCAGGAGCUGAUGGAGACGGACUUGCAUCGUGUGAUUCGGACACAGGAGCUUUCCGAUGACCACUGCCAAUACUUCAUCUAUCAGACCAUCCGAGGUCUGAAAGCCUUACAUACUGCCGAUGUUUUGCACCGUGACCUGAAGCCCUCAAACUUGCUCCUGAAUGCCAAUUGUGACCUGAAAAUCUGCGAUUUUGGUCUCGCUCGUUCAGCCGCUGCGCCGGUCAGAGAUGGGAACGGCGGAAAUGGAUUCAUGACUGAAUACGUGGCCACCAGAUGGUAUCGUGCUCCCGAGGUCAUGCUGUCUUUUCAAGAAUACACUAAGGCCAUCGACAUGUGGUCUGUUGGCUGCAUUCUCGCUGAAAUGAUCAACGGCAAGCCCUUAUUCCCUGGUACUGAUUAUCACGACCAACUCGCCCUGAUACUGGAUGUCGUGGGCACACCAACGAUGGAUGACUUCAACGAGAUCACCUCUGACAAGUCAAAAGAUUAUCUGCGGAGUCUGCCAUUCACUCGACGCCGUAAUUUGGCAUUACUAUGUCCCAAGGCAAAGCCAUACGCCUUGGACCUCAUGAAGAAGACCUUGACGUUCUCACCCACGAAACGCUGGACCGUGGAAGAGGCCUUGAACCAUCCUUAUUUGGAACCAUACCACGACCCCAAUGACGAGCCUGGCGCUCCUCCCCUAGCCUAUGACUUUUUCAACUUUGACGACCGGGCCGACCAGCUCGAUAGGCAUAUGCUGAAGCGUUUGAUCUACGCCGAAGUCUUGAAGCCGCUGUACGAUUCAAAUGGUCAGGCCUAUUAGCGGCCGGGGAGUGUGUAUAUGACAUGUCUAGUGAAGAUCAUGAGCAUGAAUGUACAUGCCACACCUUCAUAUCGGCGCCCUUGUGAACUUGGACAUGGAUCCUUCUGGGGCUGGGAAG
This is a messenger RNA of Kockovaella imperatae, 1503 nucleotides long. Its product is annotated as mitogen-activated protein kinase. Gene Ontology annotation, molecular function: ATP binding; MAP kinase activity. The transcript is spliced from 16 exons. Gene Ontology annotation, cellular component: nucleus; cytoplasm. The record is from RefSeq and is a predicted model, not a curated record. Gene Ontology annotation, biological process: intracellular signal transduction; protein phosphorylation. NCBI's taxonomy places the organism in Eukaryota, Fungi, Basidiomycota, Tremellomycetes, Tremellales, Cuniculitremaceae. Bases 267 to 1385 code for a protein of 372 amino acids.